GAGAUUUAAGCUGUUGACAUGGGUUGUAGUUCAUCAUCGACAUCUGGUACGGGACACUCAAUCGAAGAAGUUAAAACCCAAGAGAGGGUUUCAAACCAGAAAAAUGGAGUAAACUACAACUCUACAGAAGCUGUCAACAGACCGCAAACUGGACAGUCAUCACCUGUGAAGACGACGAACAAUGACCAAACAACAUCACAUAAAACAACAACGUACAAUGAUACAGAAAAACCGUCAGCAAAUUCUGAUGAUUUGAAACUUGACUAUGACGAAUUCAAAGAUAUAGAUGAAUAUGCAAGACAGGCACCAAGUUCUGUCGAAGAGUCAAUAGAAACAUUAGCACACUAUCUUGCCAAACCAGCAAAGAAUGAUAUAGAAGUUGUAAGAGCACUUUAUGUUUGGAUAUGUGAAAACAUAAGGUACAUGUAUUCUUCAAGUUUAAUUCCAAGAAAGGCACAAGAAGAGGCAACAUAA
Molecule: messenger RNA, 474 nt
Organism: Mytilus californianus (California mussel)
Lineage: Eukaryota; Metazoa; Mollusca; Bivalvia; Mytilida; Mytilidae
Exons: 2
Coding region: 19-474 (151 amino acids)
Source: RefSeq, a predicted model, not a curated record